CACAGGUCUUUGCCACGUAGGGAAAAUAUAGAGGCGACACCGAUGAGCAUUCUGAUUUUAGAGAGAGAAAGAGUAAGAGUUUUCAGAUUUUAGAGAGAGAGCGUGGGUACGUAGAGGAAGAGAUCCAUCUUUGAGCACUGCCUCUUCUCCAUUCCAGAGAGAGAGAGAGAGAUUUGCUUUAAACCAGUGCGAUGAACUUCGCAUGAAGAACAUAAGAGUAAGAGAGAAGAAUUUCGCACUAAUAACGUGGUUUACGCUUCAUCCUGCACAUAGAUUUGGUUUCUCACCUGCUUUCUUUCAUCUGAAAGGAGUUGCAGAACUUAUAUUGCAAUCGAAGAGAGAGAGAAAGUAGAAAAUCAGCGAUGGCUUUUUCAACCGCCCACCCUCUCUCGUCCUCCUCUUCCUCAGAAGACGACGAUGACUCAAAUUAUAAUGGAAUCCGUAAACCCAAGCUUAAAGCUUCAACCAUGGAAGACGACCCAAUCUUUAGGCCCUAUCUCCAGAUCCAUGGCACCUCGCCUUCGCAUUCUCUCUCUAAAAUCCAAGCAUUCCUCCUUGCCUCAAGAAGUGGAGCUCUCGCUUGCCUCAUCUGUCUAGAAAAGGUUCGCCAUUCUCACCCCAUUUGGGCCUGCAAGCUUGGUUGCUACGCCAUUUUUCACCUCCCUUGCAUUCAAAACUGGGCUCGGCAAUCUUCAAAUUUAGUUGUGGAGAGGGCCAUGGUUAGGCUUUCAAGGGACCAUUUCCCUGAAGCUGCGGCUUUUGCCCUAGAAAACGCCAAUUGGCAUUGUCCCAAAUGCAGAAUAGAGUACCCCAAAAUCCUAAUUCCCCAUACCUAUGUUUGCUAUUGUGGAAAACUUGAGAACCCAACUCCAGAUCCAUGGAUAGUGUCCCACUCUUGUGGUGAGUUCUGUAACCUUCCAUUAAAGGGAAACUGUGGCCAUGAAUGCUUGCUUCUUUGUCAUCCUGGUCCUUGCCCUCCGUGCCCUAGACUCAUAGAAUCCCCAUGUUUUUGUGGGUCAAAUCUCGAAGUUCGAAGAUGUAGCGCAAAAGAUUUCUCGUGUAACAAGCCUUGCUCAAAGCUUUUGGCUUGUGGUCUUCACCAAUGUCAAGAGAAUUGCCAUAAUGGGUCAUGCACUCCUUGCCAAAAGAAGGGAAUUCAUCAAUGCAUGUGUGGUAAAGUAAAAGAAGAGAGAGCUUGCUCUGAUAAAAUUUUUAGGUGUGAGAAUCCUUGUGGUCGAGAGCUUGAUUGCAAGAAACAUGUGUGCUCUAAGGGUUGUCACUCUGGUUCUUGUGGGGUUUGUGAGCUUCAAGGAAAAAUGACUUGUCCUUGUGGAAACAAAGAGUACAAGGGGAUUGCCUGUGAUGCUCUGGUUCCCAGUUGUGGUGCAACUUGCGAAAGGAUGUUGAAUUGUGGGUUUCAUCGGUGCCCAGAGCGAUGCCACCAUGGCCCUUGCGUUGACACUUGCAGGAUUGUCAUGACGAAGUCUUGUCGAUGUGGGAGUUUGAGGAAACAGGUUCCAUGCUAUCAAAGUGUGGUUUGUGAGAGAAAAUGUCAAAUUGAACGAGAUUGUGGGCGGCAUGCCUGUAAACGGCGGUGUUGUGAUGGGGACUGUCCACCCUGCUCAGAGAUAUGUGACAGGAAGCUUCGAUGUAGAAACCAUAAAUGCCCCUCACGCUGCCACAGAGGUGCUUGUGCUCCCUGCCCUUUGAUGGUGUCCAUUUCAUGUUUUUGUGGGUACACACACUUUGAGGUUCCAUGUGGUACAGAAAGUGAACAAAAGCCACCUAAGUGUCCCAAAUCUUGUCAUAUUACCCCUCUAUGCAGGCAUGCAUCAAAGUGCAAGCCACAUAAAUGUCACUAUGGUGCUUGCCCCCGGUGCCGGCUGAUAUGUGAGGAACAGCUUCCUUGUGGUCAUAAUUGUCAACAAAGAUGCCAUGGUCCUGUUCCUGCUCCAAAUCCAGAGUUCACUUUAAAGCCAAAGAAAAAGAAAUCAAUCCAACAAAGCUGUGAAACUCCUGGAUCUCCAUGCUCUCCCUGUCAAGAAAUUGUACUGAGACAAUGCCUUGGCCAGCACAUUGGAACUGAACAAAUGAUGGUCUGCUCCAAUAGAACUCCAUUUUCCUGUUCAAAUUUAUGUGGGAACCUUCUUCAAUGUCGCAAUCAUUACUGUCAGAAGUCGUGCCAUGCCAUUAUAGACAGGUCCUUGAUUUUGGAUGGAUAUGCCAUAAGCAAUGUCACUCCAGAGUCUUGUGAAGAAUGUACUUUACCUUGCCAAAAGGAAAGAUCGCCAGCCUGCCCACAUCCUUGCCCGUUACCAUGUCAUGUUAAAAAUUGUCCACCUUGUAAAGUUCUUAUUAAAAGAUCUUGCCACUGUGGUACAAUGGUUCAUGUUUUUGAAUGUGCCCUCUACAACAGCAUGUUUGAGGAGGAGCAGCAACAAGCUCGUUCCUGCGGAGGACCAUGCCACAGAAAGUUGCCAAACUGCACACAUCUUUGCCCAGAGACAUGCCAUCCUGGUAAAUGUCCGUCACCAGAGAAGUGUAGUAAGAAGGUCACUGUUCGCUGUGUAUGCCUGCAUCUGAAAAAGCAAUGGCUUUGUCACGACGUGCAAGCUGCCUGUUGCAAUUCCAAACAUGAUAUGAGAGAAAUCUCUAGGAGCCAGUUUGGAAUUGGACUUCUCCCCUGCACCUCAGAGUGUGAUAUUGCGUGUAAAAAGAAGACUACAAAUCCAGAGGUGCAUCAACGUAAAAUAACCAUGAUGGAGGACAAAGCAAAACCUGCACUUUUGCCAAAAGGAAGGAAGAGGCGUGAACACAAACAGGAAAUUAAAAGGAGUUCAAAGCUCGAGGUUUGUGUUCUCUAUUUCAAUCUAUGUUGGAGAAAAUUGUGCUUCUUGGAUGGUCCAAAUUUUUAUAUUUAUGUUAAGAUAGAAGCAAGUUUUUCAGGUGAUUACGUUGACAGCUCAGAAGUGGCUUUUAAUUGCUACCAUGGUUGUAUUGCUGCUUGUUUUUGCAUACUUUGGAUAUCAUGGUCUAUUCUGGCUGUCCGAUUGGAUGAAUGAGGUAGAAGCAAGACGUCUCAAGAACAGAUAUCCAAGGAUUUGAUUACCACAGCAAUUUUUGGUGAAUACAAUUAUCAUAGUUUCCUAGUCUUAUCUGGCUCUCCAAUUUGACGAGUAAAGGAUUGAAGAAAGAUGACUAAAGAACAGAUACUCAGGGAUUUGUCAUCUCAAAAGUAUUUUUGGUUGAAAUAUAAUUUAAUUACAUCUUUGCCAGUGUAAUGCGUGUGUAAUAACAGCAAAACACAUGUAGUGGUUUCUUCACAUAACGUGUAUUCAUUCAUGUUUCAUAAUGAAAGCAACUGCUUGAGGCU
Messenger RNA from Amborella trichopoda, 3373 nucleotides. It is a transcript of the gene NFXL2, whose product is annotated as NF-X1-type zinc finger protein NFXL2. Gene Ontology annotation, molecular function: RNA polymerase II transcription regulatory region sequence-specific DNA binding; zinc ion binding; DNA-binding transcription factor activity, RNA polymerase II-specific. The record is from RefSeq and is a predicted model, not a curated record. Gene Ontology annotation, cellular component: nucleus. NCBI's taxonomy places the organism in Eukaryota, Viridiplantae, Streptophyta, Magnoliopsida, Amborellales, Amborellaceae. Gene Ontology annotation, biological process: regulation of DNA-templated transcription.